CCAUUUUGUACGACGGAGUGGCGUGACGAGUAUGCGUUGCUCGGCAACCAGUUAUUCACUCAGUUGACUUUCGGUGGUGCGCUCUUGCGGUUGUCAGUAAAAUUGAUAAGACGCGCUUUGUGUUAGCGGCGGUGUAUUUUACAAAACUGUACCCAACUUGAACCGUUUGUGCGUGAAUAUUAUAAACUUGAAAGACUUGUGUUAAUUACUCGUGCACAAUGGCUACCGAGGUAGUAAAUAACGUACCAGAAACCGAGAAGGAGCAGAAAGACGAUCCUCCAGCCCAGCAGGAUAAUGGCCCAACAAAAGAGGAAACGCCGGCCGCUGAAAAAACCGAAGAAAAGAUAGAGGAGAAAAAGGUUGAGCCAUCUCCACCAAAGCCGAAUGUCCACAAGAUUAACUUCGAGCAAGACGUCGUUUAUUUGUACCAGUUCCCACGAACUCCUUUGUUGCCGUCGACAUCCCCCUAUUGCUUGAAAGUUGAAACAUGGCUGCGCCUUGCUGGCAUCAAAUACGAAAAUGUCGACCACAAGGCGAAAUUCCGUUCCAAAAAGGGGCAGCUGCCAUUCGUUGAGUUAAACGGCGAAGAAAUAGCAGACAGCACCUUUAUUAUCAAACAGCUCUCAGAGAAAUACAACAAGGAUAUGGAUGCUGGUCUGUCGGCUGAUCAGCGAGUGGUAACUCACGCUAUGAUCUCCAUGAUCGAGAACCAUCUCUCAUGGGUCAUUUUCUGGUGGCGCGCCAAAUAUCCCGACAGCGUACUAAAGGGAUACCAGAUGAAUCUCCAGAAUGCGCUCAACACCCGCCUCCCAACAUCGAUACUCAAUUUUUGCUACAAGUUCAACUCUGGGCGUAAGGGUAUGAAAAAGGCCAAGGCGCACGGCAUCGGCGUUCAUAGUCAGGAAGAGAUCAUUGAGUUCGGCAAGAACGAUCUACGUGUGCUUUCCGACCUGCUCUCCGACAAGCCGUUCUUCUUCGGAGACGAACCAAAUCUUCUUGAUGUCGUGGCUUUCGCGAAUCUCGCGCAGUUGCACUUCAUCGACAAAGAAGUGCAGCACGCAUUGCGCGAUUCCUUGAACGAGUCGUUCCCCAACCUCGUCGGCCUGGUCUCGCGCCUCAAGGAGCGAGCGUUCCCCGACUGGGACGAGCUCUGCGCGCCCGAGGUGCCUCCUCCUCCGGCGAAGAAGGAAAAGGAGACCAAAGAAGGCACGGGACCCGCUGAGAAGCAACCGCUGCCUGAAGAGCCCGAGAAGGGCAAGGGUGACGAAAAAGAAAAAGAGCUAGAGAAGGAGCCAGAAGACAAAGAGAAAGAAGUGGAAAAAGAGAAAGAGAAGGAGAAGUAAGCGCUACAGUGGGUCACAGUGACCGAUCCACUAUCUAGACUACUAUACAAUACUUAGAGAGCUGGUGGCAAAACGCAAAAUGAUUUAAUUGUCUGUUAUUUGAGAUUUUAUAGUAAUAUCAAAAUAUUCAGAAACAAAUCGAGUGAUUUCGAUUCUUAAAAUAAAUUUUAAUUAUUAUGAAGUAAACUAGUAGUAGAUUUUUUUUUUGAAAAUAAAUCAAAAAUAUAACUGGAACAAAUAGUCAUUGUCUGCCUUUCAGCUUAAAAAGUAAUUAAGAAAAGGCACACAAUAUGUAACGGUAUAAUAUGAAUCAUAAGAAAACUUUACUGUGGAUAAAUUGUAAUUUUAAGUUUAAGCCUGAAAAUACUAUCAAGCUGAUUGAUUGGUUAAAAUGUGGUUUUUGUAUGUAUGGUAUACAAAAAACAUAUAUAAACCGUAUGUAUGGUUUAUGUAUGUCUGCCUAAUUUAGGUUAUAAAAACAAUAAUUUAUUACUGAAAUACAAAUUGAAUAAAAUUAUAAACUUAAUAAUACAGUGUGACUUAUUCUUUGUACACAAUCUCUAAACUAAACUGACAAAUCAAACCUACCCUUUUCUACAAAGAGUAUUAUAAAAAGAGCUGUCACUUUAGUUUAGCGUAAAGAUUUUGUACAAAGAAUUAGUCACAAUUUGAAUAUUUAUUAAUGCUCAAUAUUGUGAAUUAUAAGAUGUUUUGCAGUACAAAUAUAAAAGGUGAAGAAAUCAUUUUAUUUAAAUUGCCACCAGCUCUACGAGCGAUUGCAAGUUGAUUAUAUGUUAAGAGUCAUACUCGAAUGCAAUCUGUAUAUUGUAAGCGUGUAAAUCCAUUUGUCUUUCCCGUUCUUUCAUUUGACGAGACCGUCUUUAUAAUCUCUUAGGCCUGUAACACAUUUAUUAAAAAACUUAAUUUAUUAAAAAAAAAAAAACAUUAUUCUAUGUCCAAAAAUCUAAUUAUAAACUUAUAACAUCAAUAACAAUUUGUAUUGGAGCCUUAUAUCAUUGCAGCAGUGAGGGGAUUUUUCUGUAAAGUUCUUAUUUUGGUUAUUUUAUAUGAGUUUUUUUACUUUCUUCAUCUUGAUAAGUAUCUUUUAUACAACACCCUUUCAUUUUCAUCAACAUCGCCACUAAUAGCAUGUUCUCGUUUCAAAUUUAAACAAUAGUUAUUUGUUCAACAAGAUCGGCAAAGUGUUUGUUGCGAGUGCCUAGUUUGAAUCCUGAGCGUACCGAAUGAUUCUAAGUUAGAGUUCUGAGUGUAGUGAGGGAUUCAAAGGCACAAGAAACAAAAACUUUGCUAUCGUGUGUUACAUACAACUUUUCACCACACAAGUUCAAAGAAAGCGCCUUUGCGUCUAAAACCAGUGAUUUUAGACAGCAAAGGCGUCUUUUUUGAGCUAGUGAGGUAAAAAGAAUAUUAUACUCCACUAAGGUAGGAUCUUCUAAGGCCGGAACAGACAAUGUGAGACGUGUGUAUGGACUAACAACAACCAUCGUCAUCGUAACAAUCAACAUUGUAAUACAAGGAGCUAAAUGAUGUGACUUGCUUCAUGCACUUCUUUGUAUUAUAAACGUUAAAAUUACACGCGUGUUGCUGACUGAAACUUUUUACAUUAACUAUGUAUAAAACUCAUCUAGGACAGUCGGAAAACCCUUGCCUUAUACCAAAUAAAAGUUUCUCUGUUGUUUGUCUCAGCCUUUUAAAUGUAAGGACUGGAAGAAACAUUCGUCCUUCAUCAAAAAUAUAGACGCACUGAAAACGAGUUCUUUAGAAACUAAGCAAUUAGAGAGAGAUCAUCGCUAAUAAAAUCAACCAAACUCAUCAUCAUUCCCAAAUCAUUAUCAUUCAAUCACAUUUUUUGCGAUAAAUCUAUUUUUUCCCAUUUACUACACUGAGUUAUCGAACGGGGGUAGAAUUGGAAAUAUUUUAUUGCAAGAAAUAAUAAUUUUCAAUAUUUAUUGAGAUUUGGAAAGAAAAAGAACUUUACUAAAAAAUAAUCGAUGUAAGAAGGAUGUAUUUGUCGGAUUGGUCACACUUUGUAAGUAGUUACUUUGUGUUUAUUCUAAUCACUAUUAUUUUUAUUGUAACAGUUAUCUUUAAAAAGUUAUUUAGUUUCAAAUUAAUUAAUCAAAUAAAUAUACACGUAUGAAUAGUAAUAAAUGGUGUUAUGGGCCUAAACCUUUAUGUUAAAUUGCGCUUUCUGUUUUUUAUACGUUGUCAUUAGAUUACGCUCGAAGUAGUGACUUCGUUACAUAGCGUCAUUAUUCCAUGUUGAUUGAUGUUUUGACUGCUUCUUGUAGCUGUUGAUUAUAUUAUUAUUACGUCAAUUUAAUUACUUUGUCCAGUUCAUAUAAUUAUUUUUUCUUUUUUUAGAUCAAAUAAGUGUAAUUCGGAUGUAUGUUAAGGUACUGACGGAAGUAGGUAACCAUUUACUGGAAUAAAUUAUGAUAAUUGAAUAUAUUAUUAUUAAUUAUUAUAUUAUUAUAGGAAUGUUACAUUUAAUAUCGACAUCAUGAAUAUAAUCGCAAACCGCGGAACGUAUCAAGUUUCACCUAGGGAGCUUUUCAUGACUUUAAAAAUACGUACAUUAACUUAUUUAUGAAAAUAUUACCUAUAGGUAAGAAUAAUUAUACUCAAAUUCAUUUAAUAUAUGAAAAUCCGAUUCGUACACCUUUAAAGUUGUGAAAUAAUAUAUUUGACUAAGACUUGUGUACUCAAUACCAAAAAUUGGCUGAGGUUAUUAGAUAAUUGUGAAGUAUUCCACGUGUCGACAGCGGAGUUCCCGGGCGCCUCGGGGCUGGCGCGCGUUUAGACUGUUUUGAGAUUCUUGUACUCUAUUGGUUUUUUACAAAAAAAAAAAAAGAAUUUACAAUUUACAACUUUUUGAUAAAACGAAAACGCCUGGAAGACUGUUUUUUCAUGUUAUUGUGUAUUCAUAGGCGGUAAUGUUUUGAUAUUGUAUUAAUUGUAAGGUUAAGGUAUAUUCAAUUGAUAUAUUACAAUUCAUUGACUUAUAAAAAUAACAAUUAUAUCGUCCAUUUGUCGGUCCGCGUCGCAGCACUGUACUUGCCGUCGUCGCGUCUCUAGCGAACCAUAUGCACCAACCCCCCUAGCUUAUAUAGCGAUACCCUGCCCUCCCCACGUAACUCCCUUCCCAUCGACAUCAUAUAAUCAUCACUAUAAUCAUGCAUCCAAAAUAUAUUUCAUAUUAUAUUUAUUAUUAUUUUGCUGCAUUUUUUUACGAAUUUACUCGAAAAACUGUUUUAUGAUGUAAUUCAUUCCAUAAUUUUAUUUUACUAACAUAUAACUAUGUAUUGUCAUUCAUCAUUCUUUAUUUUUUUCAUGAAUUCAUUUAAUAUGAUUACACUGAAACAGGCUUUUCUUAUCCGUAGCUGCUAUAAGAUACGAAUACAUUCCCAUUUGAUCACGUUACGAUUUGAGUUAGAGCAGUCGUCAGACCUGUAUAGCAGAUUCGGGGUGUAGAAACGUUUUCACCGACGUCCGGCGCCAUUGUUCGACGGACGUCGGCGUGAAAUACCUGUCUUGAUUAUUCAGGCUCUGCAGAUAAGCGGCGGGAGUGCGAACUUUGGUCUUGCACGACUUUUUACGUUAGUUUGUCCCGACAAGUCGCAAACUUAGCCGAGGCCGCGUACACUACGUGAGCGGUCUCCGUACACAGGUACGUUCCUUGGUGUGAUGCGCGCAAAUCGUACUGACACAGAAGUCGAAACUGAAACAUAGUGUGCCGGGUUUAAUACGCAGAGUGUGUGAAUGUAUAAUAAAGGUGGUUCAGGCGCUCUUAAUGCCUACUUGAAGCAAAUACUUGCUUAUCGCUAUCCGACUUUAUAUAACGAGCGAAAGAUCGCAUCCCAGUGGUUCCGAUCGCUCGUUCUCGCAGUCCAAGUGGGCUAGCGAUAAGUAGGUAUUUGCUUCAAGUAUUUAUUAGGAGUGCUUUGUCCAUAAGUAUAUAAUAUACACGGCCGUGUGUAUACAUCACGUACGUUGCGUUGAUACGCAUCAAGCAAGGAACCCAUCCUUUAGAAGUUUCCCGCUCUAUGUUGUAGAUGCUAGGUCGUUCGCUAGAUAAAGGACCCUCGUCCCCCCUAGUUCCGAUACCUUCUACGCCCUCAAAUUUCUUAUAUCUAUUUCUAGGUUAGUAGGGUAUGUAAAUUUGAUCAAGUCUAACGAUGUUCAUAAAGAGUAGAUAUCAUAAUAAGUGUUCCGUUUUCCCCGGUCCGUGGAGACUUGGUACGGAGCACUAAAUGGUAUUAGAUUUAGGAGUAUAGUGUAACCGUAGAUAGCUCGUGACCGCCCACCGAGUCUCGUGAGCUGUAAGGGUCAGGGCGACGCGACGCAGAAACUCGUCCCGUUCGUACUGACUAGUGGUGAUAUGACGAAUAUUGUCGCGUUCCUAUACACAUUUGUAUUCAGUUCGCAUUCGGCACGCGGGUUAUAAUUUAUACUCAGCCUAAUCAUCAUCAAUUUGUUUCAUUAUCAUUUUGUAGCAUUAACGAUCGUAUAAAACGAAUGACGUCCGCCUAAAAUUUUAAAUUUUCAUUCGAAUUAAGUACAUCAAUUUUUAAUGUAUUUGCAAAAAAGUAUCUCAACUUAUCUCGAGUAUCCUAUUGUUUAUAAUAGCUUCUCAAUGUUAGUAUUUGCGGAUGUUGAUAUAGUCGGUAUUCGUUAUAUCAGUGCUAGAUAAUAGACUAUGUAUCGGUGGUUAUUAGUUCAGACGUUUGAGUUGGUGUUAAGAUUUUUGAUUUGAAAUUUUUGGGGUAAGGUCGACGGCUACGUCCCUCCCGACAACUGCUGACCAUCACUGCCAUUAGCCUCGAAUGUAAGAGAUAAGAUUAGAGAAGUUAGAAUAGAACGUUGAUGGUCACGCCACGCGACGUACCGCGGACUCGCACGCGGUCCUUACUUCUUAACGAUAGAAACAUAAAUAGGUGUAAUUGGGGCUACCGUCGAUAUCGAUCGCUGAUCGCGGAGCCUGUUUCAGUGGGACACCUGACACCCGGCACGUCUCGCUUCUCGCGCCGCGCACGCCCGCGAGCGGACUCGGCCCGCAGGUAGCUGUAGCGAAUUAGGAGUAGCCAGGCGCUCGGCUCGGCGCACUGUAGACGUCGCGUCGGGUUCCGUCGUGGGACAGUAAAGUAGCCGAGUGACAAGCCGCUCCAAACGGACGUAGUUUGGCUCUCAUUUGAAUACUAACCGAUCAAACUCAAUGAAAUUAUGUCGAUGCGUUCUAGGAAUACAUAUGUCUGUGGUUUUCCAGAUUUCCGUUAAAAAAUUCGGUUUGAAAGUUACAUUAUCUCUAGAAUUUGCAUACAAACUUGACACCUUAUUUUCACGGAAAACUGGCAAACCACAUACACAUUUUAUUAGUUUCUAGAACGUGCCUACAAAAUUACAUCGAGUUUGAUUGCUUAAUAUUCAAAAGAGAACAAACUAAGUUUAUAUAGAGCGAGGGACGGAGAAACUUCUGUUAACGGAGAGCAUCGAGUGAAAGCUUCAAGCGAUUGAUUCUCUUUAUUGUCUCACUACCUAGGAUAGAUCUAAGUAUAAUCAAAUUCUUUAUUCGAUGACUCAAUUUGUGUUGUAAGUUAGUGCUAUAAUACAAAUUAAAUAUAAAUAAUUGUAGGUGCGCCUGCUACAUGUUUUGUAAAGGAUUCUCGAUGGAACGAUGGAUGUUAAAUUUAUAAUAUUGUAAUGUUUUUCUUUUUUUUAUUGAUUGAUAGUACGAUAUGAUUAGUUUCUCAAUUAAUGUGUCAAUAUUUAAUUCUAAGUAAUAUUCGUUAGAUAGUAAUGGUUCGCCAUAAAUGUACCGUUUAAUGUAAUUAUACAACUUAACUGAGCUUCAGUGGAAACAAUUCUCUUUAAGAAUUUCUUUGUAACAUUCUAUCGACAUUAAAGUAUAUAUAUCUAAU
Maniola jurtina (meadow brown) is the source of this 7282-nucleotide messenger RNA. RefSeq names its product failed axon connections (gene fax). Gene Ontology annotation, cellular component: cytoplasm. NCBI's taxonomy places the organism in Eukaryota, Metazoa, Arthropoda, Insecta, Lepidoptera, Nymphalidae. The transcript has 6 exons. The record is from RefSeq and is a predicted model, not a curated record. Bases 219 to 1343 code for a protein of 374 amino acids.